CAAACGUUUGCCUCUCAGACAGACUCACAGACAGUGAGACUCAGAUACCACUGAAGGCUCGCAAUACGUAUCACUGAAAUCCGGAUCAAAUGUCUUCAUCGGCCACUCAGGAGUUUAUUGUCAGAGUUCCCCGGGAAAUGGGAAACAAGAAGUUUAAUGUAAUGCGCUUUGGAUCAGCUCUUAAUGUGGAGCCAAACAAAUGGAAAUCGUGUCAAAUGUCUCGCGAGAAUGAUGUCAAAGACGUGAAGACAGACAAUGAGCCGGAAGUGAGUGAAUUUGGCGCCGGAUCUGAAUUCGGACGAAAACAGAGGGAAGAAAUGAAACGAAAGAAAUAUAUGAAGAGAGGCUCCGGAGUACAACAGCCAUGGAUUCUGAAGACUGGAGGCAAACUGGGCAAGAAAUACAAAGGUCUUCGAGAGGGCGGUGUCUCUGAGAACGCCUCGUAUUAUGUCUUCUUUCAGGCGCCGGACGGAGCCUUUGAAGCGUUUCCCGUCAAAGAGUGGUAUAAUUUUACUCCUAUUCAGAGAUACAAAGCGUUGACCGCAGAGGAAGCCGAAGAGAAGUUCGAAAAGAGGGACAAAAUAUUGAAUUACUUUUCGGUUAUGAUUAACAAAAAGAGAAAAGACGACGAAAUGGCAGACAAUAGCAGCGAAUCCAAGGCUAAGAUGAAGAAAGAGUUGAAAGUGUCGGAUAUGGAUGACUGGCAUGACUUGGACUCUGACAAUGAGAGAAGCGAUUUGAAUAACAGCGAUGAAGACGUCAAACCAAAGUCAAAGAAAGACAAGAAGGGAUCGAAAGCCAAAAAACCCAUGAAAAAGAAGAAGAAGAAGGGAUCGGAUGACUCGGACGACAGCGAACCACUGGAGGAGAGCGAUGAGGGAGACUUCGACGACAAAGAAGUGGAUUAUAUGUCAGACUCUUCUGACAGCUCUGAAGAGUCGGAAACUGAGAAAAACGACAAACAAUUGAAAGGAGUUGAAGACGAGGACGCCUUAAGACAACUGGUCUUAUCUGAGGACGAGGACGAAGAAGAGGAGGACAAAGACGAGCAGAAAGACAAAGACAAUGAAAAGACACAAAAUGGAGACAAAAGUAAUGCAGAAGCGGACAAGAAAUCUAAAUUCAAAGAUAGACUGACAGUAUCGUUUCGAUCGAUAGCUAACUUCGAUUCUCCGCCGCCUUCGUCGUCGGACUCUGACUCAGAAGACCCGGAUUCAGUGGACGACAAGAGGUCAGCCCUAUUAGCGCCCGUCAAACUAGAGUCCGACAAAAGUAGUCGCGGCAGCAGUCGAUCGGCCACUCCUACCGCUAACUUGGAGUUGGGUUCUUCAUCCAAUGGAGUGACGAGUGAUUCAAAUAAAUUGAAGAGAAAGAUAUCAUCAAACGAUUUGUCAUCAAAUCUAAAGAAACCAAAGCUUACGAGCGAUAACUCCGAAGGCAUUACUGAAGAAGCAGUUCGUCGAUACUUAAUGCGAAAACCGAUGACUUGUACUGAUUUGCUUCAGAAGUUCAAGAAUAAGGUCUCACAAAAAGGCAAUUUGGGCCAGUUGUGUCCUCUUAUCACUUAUAAGAAGUGCAAUUGUAAUCCCUGUCAUCACUGA
Molecule: messenger RNA, 1601 nt
Organism: Oppiella nova
Lineage: Eukaryota; Metazoa; Arthropoda; Arachnida; Sarcoptiformes; Oppiidae
Source: the annotation of a GenBank genome assembly